AUGUCGCGCCAUCAUCCCGAUUUGGUAAUGUGUCGCAAGACAGCAGGCAUCUCCAUCGGCCGCCUCUGCGACAAGUGCGAUGGCAAGUGCCCCGUAUGCGACAGUUACGUCCGCCCCACAACCCUCGUCCGCAUCUGCGACGAAUGCUCCUUCGGCAACUACCAAAACAAAUGCCUUGUCUGCGGUGGCGAGGGAAUCUCCGACGCCUUCUACUGCUUUGAAUGCACCCGUCUGGAAAAGGACAGAGACGGCUGCCCCAAGAUUAUAAAUCUGGGUAGUUCGAGGACAGAUCUGUUUUACCAGAAAAAGAAUUUCCGGAAUCAUUAG
Messenger RNA from Aureobasidium namibiae CBS 147.97, 327 nucleotides. Its product is annotated as PHF5-like protein. The transcript has 3 exons. Gene Ontology annotation, cellular component: precatalytic spliceosome; U2 snRNP; catalytic step 2 spliceosome. Gene Ontology annotation, biological process: mRNA splicing, via spliceosome. The record is from RefSeq and is a predicted model, not a curated record. The coding region runs from base 1 to 327 and encodes 108 amino acids. NCBI's taxonomy places the organism in Eukaryota, Fungi, Ascomycota, Dothideomycetes, Dothideales, Saccotheciaceae.